Messenger RNA from Mesocricetus auratus (golden hamster), 2797 nucleotides. It is a transcript of the gene Cradd, whose product is annotated as CASP2 and RIPK1 domain containing adaptor with death domain. The transcript has 3 exons. The record is from RefSeq and is a predicted model, not a curated record. Gene Ontology annotation, biological process: signal transduction; regulation of apoptotic process. NCBI's taxonomy places the organism in Eukaryota, Metazoa, Chordata, Mammalia, Rodentia, Cricetidae. Bases 482 to 1081 code for a protein of 199 amino acids. Gene Ontology annotation, molecular function: protease binding; death domain binding.
CCCCGCGCUGUGGCGACAUCGCCCCUGCGCGGCUCUCCCGGCUCAGUUUGCUCUGGUCCCCGAGCUAGACCAGGCUUUGGGCGGCGGUGCCGGGUGCCGGGCGGGCUCACGCACCCUGGACACCGCCGGUAGUGCUUCCCGUGUGCGACGCAGCGUUCAGCGGCCCAGACGGGGAGUUUUUAGACGUUCCAAGUGGAAGCACGCGGCGGCGUGUGGACACCUCGCCCGCACCGCAGGACCUUGCAGAGGCUUGCGAGGAAGGCUGGGACCGGGGGUCCCCCUCCUGUGCCCCGGGGCGCCCGGAAGCCUGCCCGCCACCCGUGCCGGCCCCUCGCCACCGCACAGCCACCUGCGCUCAUUAAAUGCCCCACACUGUACUGUGACCCAGGUUCUGCGUUCUUGGAAGGGCAGCCCUUCCUGUGACCGUGAAAAAGGCACCCAAAUACUUAUUUUCCGGAACGCGCUGGUCUUGUCUGGAGAAAUGGAUGCCAGAGACAAGCAAGUCCUCCGCUCUCUGCGUCUGGAGCUGGGUGCGGAGGUCUUGGUGGAGGGACUGGUCCUGCAGUACCUCUACCAGGAAGGGAUUUUGACAGAAAACCAUGUUCAAGAAAUCAAAGCCCAAACCACAGGCCUCCGGAAAACAAUGCUGCUGUUGGAUAUCCUGCCUUCCAGGGGCCCCAGAGCAUUUGAUACCUUCUUAGACUCCCUCCAGGAAUUUCCCUGGGUAAGAGAGAAGCUGGAGAAGGCAAGAGAUGAAGCCACAACUGAGCUGCCUACAGGUGACUGGAUGGCUGGAAUCCCUUCACAUAUCCUCAACAGCUCCCCGUCAGACCGGCAGAUUAACCAGCUGGCCCAGAAGCUGGGCCCGGAGUGGGAGCCCGUGGUGCUGUCUCUGGGACUGUCCCAGACUGACAUCUACCGCUGCAAGGCCAACCAUCCCCACAACGUGCAGUCACAGGUAGUGGAGGCGUUUGUCCGCUGGCGCCAGCGCUAUGGGAAGCAAGCCACCUUCCUGAGUUUGCACAAGGGUCUCCAGGCUGUGGAAGCAGACCCCUCGCUGCUCCAACACAUGCUGGAGUGAUCCUACCCCCGCCACUUGCUGGGGCGUGGGCCCCCAAGUCACACAGGCUGAACUGGACUUUCACUCAGCAAGUGGCUUUGUUCUGGGUUCGUUCUCUUUUUCUGUUUUAUUCUUUUUAGUGAGCCUUAGGUGGAAGGAGAACAUCUGGAUUCUACUGGCUCGAUAAUCCAAUGACUUUAAUUGCUCGAAGACUGAUUGCAUUGCUGUAACUGCAGUUUUGAACUGCCUUUUAACAGAAGUCCAGAAGAAAACAAAAGACCAUGCUACCAUGUUGCGUGCAGGUGUCCUACAUACAAAGCAUUUACGUUGCCUGGAAACUGGACUGUGGACUUAACUGUUCAUAAUGAUGAUGAGAAUAAAAAGUGAAUUGUGCUAUAGAAUGUGCCUCUUCCAUGAGAAAGUAUGCCUCCCCCAUUCUUCUGCUGCAGACAGAGGCUGUAAAAUGGCCGGAGGGGAACAGGUCUGAUAGCAGCUUGAAAUAGUGGGAAUGAGUAGCUCGGGUGAAUGGCUUCAGCAUGGGACACCAAAGCUGCCGCAGAGACCAGGAGGAGAACUUAAACCCUUCAUCCUAACAGAUUGCAUAAGAAAUCUCUGUCCAUUUACUAAAGGUAAUUGGGUCUGAGACAAAGGAGACUCAGUGCUUCCCUUGAGGCCCGAACGGCUGAAGGUGUUGCGUCCCUGCUGGGGUGGGGGAGGUCAUGGGUUGUCUCACUUUUCAUUGGGAGCACAGUGUUAACCAGACAGGUGUACAAUCCCAGUUCUUAAUUGACUGAGGCAGGAUGAUCGUUUCAAGGCCCAGCCUGGGCUGUGACUACAUAGAGUUCCAGCUUCAGUUAUUACCAAGACCCUGUCUCAAAAGCAAAUACAUAAAAAUUUACUAUGCAGGGUUUCUAGAAUGUUUCAGGGCUUGUUCACUUGUGCGUUCUUGUCUGGGCCUCUCAGCAGCCCUGUGAAGCACGUAUGCAAACGUGAUUCGCUCCUCCUUCAGCGGUGGCAGGACCAGUGGAGGCUAACUAAGCUAGAAUGUGGUUUGCUUCUGCAUGAAUGGACUGGAGGCAGGCAGGAUGCUUUCAAAGACGCAAAGGCGCCCAUAGGGGCUGUGGAUGUCGCUCAGUUGGUAGGGUGUUUGUCCAGCAUGCUCAAAGUCUCAGUACCUCAUGAACUCAGUGUGGCGGGCAAACCCAUGAUCUCAGCACUCCAGAAGGUGGAGGCAGGGGAUCAGAAGUCCAGUGUCACCCUGGUCUACAUAGUGUAUUCAAGCCCAGCUUAAGCUACAUGUAAAUGUGUUAAAAAGGUUAGGUAGACAUUCCCUUUGUCCUUCAUGGUGACCAGAGAGCCCAGUUUUUAAUUCUAUAGAAAUUUCAAGGAGACAAAAGCAGACUGCUUCUCUCCCUCCGCCCAAGGACAAGCCAAUGAAGAGGCUGAGGUGGAUGAACAUGAAGAACGAUGCUCAGAAAGGUGGCAGUGGUGUGGUGACGUCCUUUCUGGUACCCUCUCUCCCUUUACCGGGAACACCAACUGUGCCACAGUUCAUCAUUCAGUAAACACGCUCCCCAAAGCAUUAUGUACUGGCCACACCCACUCUGAUUUUCCAUCCUGUGGUCUUCUAGUCAACACUUCCUUAUUUUAUGAAACUCCUGUUUUUGGCCAUGUCACUGUACCCGCUGGUAGACUGCUCUUCAAUAGAGUCUUUAAUAAACUACUUAUUGUUUUGAA